Chilo suppressalis (striped riceborer) is the source of this 573-nucleotide messenger RNA. Lineage: Eukaryota; Metazoa; Arthropoda; Insecta; Lepidoptera; Crambidae. The record is from the annotation of a GenBank genome assembly.
AGCAGAGAUCUCGCUGGGUCUGCAAUAUCAUUACGGUAUCGCCCCGUCGACCGUAACGCACGCGUCAGAUCAUGGCGGCCAAGUUUCUGACGGUCUUUCUGACGCUACUGGCGGUAGCCGCCGCUGAAGUGGCAGUCUUCAGGAGGUGCGAUAAAGUGUCUCAAGACCCGUGCACGAUUACGGAACUCCGGAUCACCCCGUGCCGGAAGUCUCCCUGCGUGCUCAAGAAGGGACGCAACGCCUCCCUGGAGUUCGAUUUCACGCCGAAUUUUGCCACCUCGAAGCUGAAGACAGCCGUGUAUUGGGCCGAUGACCCCACAGAGGCCCCCUUUGCGACAGUAGGCAUUGCGGACGGCUGUCAGCACGCCACUUGCCCGACGGUAGUCGGGACGCAGAACACGCUGACCUACUCACUUUACGUUGGAAAAAAACUGCCAAACGGUAAAUUCUGGUUCAGAUGGAAGCUGUGGAACGACGAGAACCCGGAACAGCUGUGCUGCUUCGAGACCAACGUGGAACUAAAGAAAUAAUCAUAAGCAUGUUCAGUAGUAAUAUUCAUAAAUUAAACUGAAA